Malassezia restricta is the source of this 1410-nucleotide messenger RNA. RefSeq names its product secretory lipase. The record is from RefSeq and is a predicted model, not a curated record. The transcript has a single exon. NCBI's taxonomy places the organism in Eukaryota, Fungi, Basidiomycota, Malasseziomycetes, Malasseziales, Malasseziaceae. Bases 1 to 1410 code for a protein of 469 amino acids. Gene Ontology annotation, molecular function: triacylglycerol lipase activity. Gene Ontology annotation, biological process: lipid catabolic process.
AUGUACAUACGCUUCUUCUUAAUUGUGGCGCUUUUCUGUACAUUUACGACCUAUGCUUAUGAAGUGAAGCGUAUUCGAAGACAUAUUCAAAAGCCCGUAUCACCUACAAAAGAUUCAUUUUAUGUGCCAAAAGAAGGUUGGGAAAAGGCCAAACCUGGAACUAUACUAGCCUCUCGCAAAAUUCAGGCAGGCUUCACUGAAAGAAGAAAAAUUCAUUUGGACGGUGCUUAUCAGCUUCUUUAUCGAACCUCUGGUGUUGAUGACAAGAGCCCGUCGUUCACUGUCACAACCGUACUUGUGCCAAAGAAUGCCAGGACAAACAAGCUGGUGAUGGUCAUGCCGUACGAAGACAGUAACUUUGUCGACUGUGCUCCGAGCUACAAGAUUCAGCUAGGUGCACCUAAUGAAGUGAAUCCGAUCCAGUCAGUGGAAGAGUUGAUGUGGACUUCGAUACUAAAUGAUGGUUGGAUCCUGACAUUGCCUGAUCAUCAGGGUCCUCUAUCAGCUUUUUCAUCAAGCUUUAUCCAUGGACACGCGUCGUUGGAUGCAUUACGUGCUACAUUGAAUUUCGACACUCUAAAAUUGCAACCAGAUGACCCUAUUGUGGGUAUUGGUUACUCUGGAGGAGCUAUGGCUGGCGGCUGGGCUGCUUCUUUGCAUGACUCUUAUGCAUCUGAGCUCAACGUCGUCGGUUGGGCGCUAGGUGGUACCCCUUCCAAUCUCACUGGGACUUUCAGAGGCGUUAAUGGUGGACUUUUUGCAGGGUUCUCUGUUGCUGGUAUUGCUGGUCUGGUCGAUUCGUACCCUGAGGUGAAUGACUACAUCGGCUCUGUGAUUACUCCUGCUGGAAAUGAUGCACUUCAGUACACGCGCGAGCAUUGCAUGAUUGGUAUUGUCGUGGGAUUGCAAAAUGUAAAUAUGACACUCGAUUCGUUCGUGUCCAACGGCAACACCCUUUUGACUGAUGAGAAAAUUGCGCCUCUACUAAACAAACUCACCAUGGGUACAGAAAAGAGAUAUACGCCUAGAGCACCUGUCUACAUGUAUCAUGCAAGAAACGACGAAAUUAUUCCGUUUGAGCGGGCCAAUCAAACAGCCAAUAUAUGGUGCAAUAACGGUGCGAACGUUCUGUUCCAAGACUAUACGAGUAUCAGUAUGGGUCAUGUUUCUACUGAAGUGAUGAACACACCCUUUGUGCUCAAAUUUAUUCGUGACCGAAUGAGCGGCGUCGACUUUGUACAGGGAUGUCAUUGGAAAUCAGACUUGAACCCAUUGUGGAAGCCAGACAUUUUGGGUGCCCGUCUGAUUGAGGUGUUCAACUCUCUACUCAAUGUGCUCGGCGCCCAGGUGGGUCGCACGGACGAGGUGUUUAAAGAAAGCAUUAAACGGAGAAAUUUUACCAAGUCGUGA